AUGUCUGGAGCCAAAAAACUGGGUUCUCUGCCUGAACACCGACACCCACAGACCGCAGACCAGGAUACCCGCAAUCAGGGCAGGCUACCGCAUCGGAUGGUGCCACUCACGAGCCCCGACAAAGCCGACCUGACAAAACGAGGCUUGCGGCCUAAACGAGACAGUGUCACGGAGAGACGGCCGCUCUCUAUACACAUAAUUAGGUACAGAGACCUCGGCAAAACAUUCCCCUCCCAUCCCCCCGAGACCAGCUGGGGUCAUCCCGGUCCACAUAUCGCAGCCCCACUCACCUGACUCAUACUACUGGUCGGCCCACGCUACACACACAGUCCAGCCACAGAAUCAAGAUGGCGGCGGCUGACCAUGAGGUCGAGACAAACAGGCGGCACAAAUCACUGGAGCAGCGCCUGAAUGAUCUGUUCCGCGGAUUCUGGCGUAAACUACAACGCAAUGCAGUUCGAAACAGGCAGGCACAGAAGAGAUCCUCACCUCCCAGGGGCCAACAAGGACUAGGGAAGCAGCACAGAUUAAAGUACCAAACCAGCGCAGUCCAUGAGAUAGGGCCUACCAUCACUACCGCACAUGUCAUGCCGGAGAGACCAAAAAGCUCUAUGGCCGUGGACAUGCCCAGCCGGCUACGGAGACCGCCAAACCCCCAGAGGGAGCGGAAAGCUCGACAAGGUAUGGUUCGGAGCAGGCGACGCACGCAAUGGGGAAUGGGCUGA
This is a messenger RNA of Pelobates cultripes (western spadefoot toad), 725 nucleotides long. The record is from the annotation of a GenBank genome assembly. NCBI's taxonomy places the organism in Eukaryota, Metazoa, Chordata, Amphibia, Anura, Pelobatidae.